Porites lobata is the source of this 2371-nucleotide messenger RNA. Lineage: Eukaryota; Metazoa; Cnidaria; Anthozoa; Scleractinia; Poritidae. The record is from the annotation of a GenBank genome assembly.
GGGGUUGUGACCUAUUCAAGAGGCUAUCACGAUACCUUGUCUCUGUACUACCUGGAAGAGAUGAAUCCAUCCCUGGACUCCACUCCCUGGCUCCCAGAUCUCUUGCGUCUUUACAACAUCCGCUUCGUCGCUACGUCUGGGAUCGAAGUUCCUGGACAUUUCUUGCGUCACUGUGAGCUGAGGUACCUGGCCACGAUGGGUGCGAUGGAGGUAUUCGUAAGAGAUUCCCAAGAGGAUUAUGGAUAUUUUGACUUUACACAUGUUCUGGGCGUUGUUUCAGGAGACCUGAAAGGCAUGCGAUGGGCUGUGUUAAAAACCACUCAGCUUUUUACCAAUAGGAUACUAUUUGCCAUAAAUCCAUCUUCGGAACUUGCGCACAAGGCUUUGUUCAAAAUUGUAAUUUCAGAUCAGAACGCAAACGCUAGUCUCAUUCACAGGUUAACAUCCUUUGAACAGUUUGAAACAACAUGGUAUGUUAAUGGAAGAAAGGCUUCCGAAGAAAGAUUCUUUGCAGAUGUGAAAUUCGGUCGCAAUCCACCACUGCUAAUAUCAAGAGUCCUUUCCGAGAAAGCGGAGCGAAAUUUGUACUCUGCUCAAGUUGAAGUGGUCGAGGAGACUUGGAACCAAGUAUGCCAUCAUUUUUUAUCCUCCAUUAUGUAAUGCUUUUGGCCAGGGGGUGGGAGUGGGGUAGGAAUUUUUUUGUUCUCCUUCAAGUAAAGUGUAACCAUCGUUAUGAAAACUAACCCUUAAAUUAUUUCAUGAUAAUGAUUUUACAAGUUCUUUUAGAUACCUAAAUGACAAAUUCCCCUACCCCUUCAUAUACCUGAAUUCUGACCUGAAUCCGUAAAAACUUACCCCUUUUUGGGCGAAGUCUCUCUAGUCCAGGCUACAUGUACGGCGUAUUAUAGAGGGUAUCUGCCUGGGUUUUAACGUUUCACUGUCUGGUUUAAAUCCAUUCAUCUCACUAUCUCAGUUUGUCGGGAAAGCGUAUGGCCACCCGCGUCUUAUCAAAGACGAAAACGGGAAUUAUUAAAAAGGAAAAUGUUUCUGUGUCCGUCUUGUCUGAGGUAUUAUGCUUAGAUGAAUUGUCAUGCCCACAAAUAUGGAAUAUGGAGAAAGAGAAAGGCGGGGAAAAACAGAAAGCAGGGCGACAGGCCAGCGAAGCUCAACCAGGGAAAGAGCUAGAGCGAGAGAGAAAAAGCAAAGGAAAUAUUUUUUGUUGGAGGAACAACAUGAAAUUUUGUAGCGGGGGUGAGAAAAUGAGAAAUGCUUGCUUCCACCAGGGUAAGAAUGAGCGACGUGAAAAACAAAAAAAAAAACAGUGAACAAGAACACGUACAACCUUUCCUCCGGCCAUAUAACGCGUAACCAGGAAGUUUCUGGAAGUUUCACGUUGUAGUCGUGCAAAACAACGGCAAAAAAAAGUAAAAAAACGUGUGGUGCACGUGCAAAUUGUUUCCUUGCAAAUAAGACCUAUUGCUGUUUUUUUCACCGUUCUCGUUUCCUAGAUUGAGCAAAAUAUAAAUGGUAUCGACGGCUUCGCUUCUAGCACUGGCUAAAUCUACAUAACAAAAGUUAUUACAAAUUCAUAGAUAAAAAUCUAUAUAAAAUAUAUUAAAAGCCCUAGGCUUGGGUGAAAACUGUUCUAUACAAUGCUUUAAAAUGAUAAUAAUACUUGUCUACUUAAUUUUUCCAAUCACAUUUGUAAUUUUUGCCCCGCUAAAAUCAGUGAGCCUCAUCAAUGAAUAAUACAUUUUUUUGUUUUAUUCCCCCAGGCGUCAUAGCCAAGUAUGAAUCGUAAUAUAUAGAAAUUGGUCUAUUUUAUCCAUCCUCGCCAUAUUUUGUUGUUGCUGUGUCAUUCAAACCUUUUCUCAAUAUAUUUAAACCUUCGCUCAACUUGGUGGCCAGUUCUUGAUGUUUGAAUUUGCCUAAAUUCCGUCACACAGCUUUUUAAAGUCUCUCUAAGUACUUCCCAUUAACAGUAAGAAGUGAGAGUUCUUAGUCUUGAACUGCUGUAGUCCAAGCAAAACUCAACCUGACACGGUAACGACGUUGCUAACUUAAUCCUAUUUUGUUUUAGAACUUGUACAGAACCGAACACCUCCUCAUAAAAGUCACUUACCAUCCUUAUUGGAGAUGCUCCUUCCGUUCAACACCUGAUGACUCACGUGACCAGUCACGUGGAUGGCACUCUCUUACGAUACACCACGUGACGCCAAACCUGAUGAGCGUAGUUCUGCCUCCCGGAAAGCAUGAGGUCAUUUGCGAGUAUAAAAAUCCUUUUUAUCAGAAAGUCGGUUUUGGGUUCUUUAUUGUGCUUGUUCUUGCCAUGAUUACAAGGGAACUGCGCACAUUUUUGAAAUCCGUAUAG